AUGGAGGUAAGGCUAGCACUAAUUCUCUUGUCUAGUUGUGAUUCUCCAGGAUUCCAUCAAGAAAAGAAUAACCUUCNUUCUCCUUCCAAAGGGCACAGGCACAACCAUCACUGGCAACCCGCUCUGUCUCGUAUGAAGAAUGGGCAACGGGCAUUCCUGGAACAACUGGGACUGGAAAGGCAGUCAACUCACUCCGCAUUACCUCGGGUCAUUGGUCACAAUCGAGUCAACUCUACUCACUGGUCUAUGGAAACUAGCCCCUCUGUCCCUUUCCCUUCUCAAGCUAAGCAAUCGAAAUCGAAAGAUCAGGUCAGCUUUGCUUUCCGAAGUCCGCUCUCGUCUGCCUGGUCACUAUCCCCUCUUCGGUCUAUGAUCACUGCAAUAAGCGUCGAGAGAACAGAUGCUAUUAAAGAGCUAGAAGCUCGUAACUCGUUCCACUCAUAUAAAGCGGAACGUUCCCGCUUCUCUCGAAGCUUCCCCUUCGACGUGCGGGCUAUAUUAGCUUUGCAAGUGAGACAGCUUGUUGAAUCAUUUGUCAGCUCUGACCUUUGUCCCGCUUGCCACAAGCAACAGGCACCCUUUUCGGCACAAUCAAAGGCAACAGGAGUAGUAGUAGGUCAUCCCCAAGCCAAGCUCUCCCACGUUCCGAACAUGAGACUUCUAGAACUCGAUGCCCCAUCGUUCGUACCCGGUCACGACUCUCACCUGGAUUCCCAUUUGGUUGAUGAAGGCGCAGUGGAUUCCUUCUUUAAGGAAAUCAAAGGUGUUUUCUCUUCGACUCUACUGUUCUAUAUGGAUUUGGAAUAG
Molecule: messenger RNA, 807 nt
Organism: Ilex paraguariensis (yerba mate)
Lineage: Eukaryota; Viridiplantae; Streptophyta; Magnoliopsida; Aquifoliales; Aquifoliaceae
Source: the annotation of a GenBank genome assembly